Molecule: messenger RNA, 2801 nt
Organism: Lingula anatina
Lineage: Eukaryota; Metazoa; Brachiopoda; Lingulata; Lingulida; Lingulidae
Molecular function (GO): protein binding
Source: RefSeq, a predicted model, not a curated record
UCAAAGACUGUGUAUAUUCUUAUCUCAAUUUGAUCUUAGAGAUAUAGAAAAACAUAGUUCAACUCUGCCAGAAAACGCCGUUAGGUAAAGAAGUACUUAGUAAGCCGCUCGGCACAUUGAGGCCUAUAUUUCAGAUCUAAUUCAACUUAAGAAAUGGCCAGUGGGGAAAUUCCAAGAAAGGAGAAAGAAAACCAUUUCCGCAUACAACUGCUACUGGAUCGUGGAAAACUAGUACUGCAAGAUGUUCUCAGUAACCAAUUACAAGCACGAUAUCCAGGACUGUAUGGACCAUCAAGUAAUGGCGCGAUAUCUGAUGUCCUAAAUGACAAAAGUGUGAAACAUACAUUACUCCUUUUGAAGAAGGGAGUGAAGGGAAGGAAAAUUUUUAAUCAAGAUCAAAUGGAUACUCUCUAUCCCCCUGGGAACCCUGCCCCUCCUGUGACAUUGCACGACUUGGAUAUAACCCUGACUGUAAUCUUAUUAAGAAAUAUCACAAACUUGAAUCCUCAUGCAAAAUGGGACAAACCUCCUGCCACGGACACAUCCACAGAGGCCAACAUCGGCAGGGUGAAGGGAUACCGCAAUAAGCACGCACACGGAACAGGAGGUCUCUCAGACGCAGAUUUCAAGACCCAGUUCGAUAAUCUGAAAGAUAUUCUGCUGUCUCUUUCGACAUUGUAUGCUAGUGAGGACUACAACAAUUUGCUGAGUCAGCCGUUGGACGCUUCAGAAACCCCUUGUCAGCUGAUCUCCACGAUGUUACCUAGAACAAACACAGAGCUGAAGGGACGUGAUGACAUCGUCACCACAAUACUCCAACAUAUCAGAGAUAAAGUUCCACUCGUUCUCCUGACCGGGAUGGGGGGUAUCGGUAAGACCAGCAUAGCAGUUAAGGUCGGACAAAUCAUGCAAAAUGUGCUGUACAUUGAUAUGAGACAAGUGACAGAUCUUAACUCUGUCAAGUUAUCGCUGGUCCAACAUUAUCACCCAACACGUCAUUUGAAAGACUUAUACUCUGAUUACCAAAACAUAUUCAAACAGACUUUGUCUAGUUUGACUACUGACACCCUUUUUAUCCUAGAUAAUGACGAGUCUUUUUUAAGUUCAAAUAGGAAGGAGAUUAGUGAAUUUUUGAAAGAUGUAAUGGAUUCAACAAAACAUAUCAGUUUGUUGUGCGCCAGUCGUGAAAUAUUUGAUUUCACAUCACAUAACAUAGUUGUGUUAGACAUUGAUAAACUUGAUAAAAGCUCCGCGCGUGACGUCCUAUGGGAAAGAAAAUCAACCAGUCCCACGGACAGCGAGUUAGCGAACUUAGAUGAAAUGGCAGAAAUGUGUGGCUAUAACCCUCUUGCAUUAAAAUUGCUAGCUGGACUGCUUGACAGAAAACAAACAGAAGCAGUAUUGCAGAAAAUUAAAACUCAGAAGAUGCUAUCAACUCUUUCCAUUCCUAGCAUGCCAAAAGAAAUCAAAACUUGCUUUGAUAUUUCUUAUGAAACAUUAAAACCGGAGUCGAGAAAGGUGUUUGUUGCACUUCAUAUAUUCCCCGUUGCUUUUAAUCUGGAAGAGGUCUCUGCUAUUGUAAGAUUAGAUCAAAAUAAAUGCGAACAUAUCCUUGAUAUUCUUGCCAACAAAUCGCUCAUUAGUACCGAUGGUAACACCUAUGAUAUCCACCCUUUACUAAGGGAAUAUGCAGAAUACAAUGCCCGGGAAUAUGGCAAUUAUAUUUUUGAAAUUCAAGCUGCCUAUUGCAGUUAUUUUAUAAAAGCUCUGAAAAGAUUAAAAAUGAAAGAUAUUGGUGCUAGAGAAACAAAUAUUUUAUCCGUGAUGUUACCACAUGUAAAACAAACAGCUGCUUUAUAUAUUAAAAGGUUCAAAACCCAAGAUGCAUCUAAAAAACUGGAACGUGUAGACAACAUAGCAAUGAUAGCAAACAUUUUUUGCAGCAUUUUUCUCCACCAAGAUGCUCUACAUUAUCACAAAAAAUGUCUUGCAUUGAGAGAGGAGAUACUUGGUCCCAAACACCCCGAUACCGCCCUCUCCUACGACAAUAUCGGUACUGUACUGCAGGACAUGGGUGAGUAUAAAGAGUCACUUGAUUAUCACAAAAAAUGUCUUGCAUUGAGAGAGGAGAUACUUGGUCCCAAACACCCCGAUACCGCCCUCUCCUACGACAAUAUCGGUGCUGUACUGCAGGACAUGGGUGAGUAUAAAGAGUCACUUGAUUAUCACAAAAAAUCUCUUGCAUUGAGAGAGGAGAUACUUGGUCCCAAACACCCCGAUACCGCCACCUCCUACAACAAUAUCGGUAGUGUACUGAGGGCCAUGGGUGAGUAUAAAGAGUCACUUGAUUAUCAUGAUAAAAGUCUUGAAUUGAGAUUGGAGAUACUUGGUCCCAAACACCCUGUUACCAUAAGGACGGUCAAUAUUAUAGAAGAUUUAACAAAAAAGUGUCAUCAGAACAAAUUUAGAAAACAGUGCUGCUCAAUAGUCUGAUUUCCCUUUUCCCAUGGCAUUCUGUGAGAUAAUCAGAAUGUAUACUGAUUGAACCAUUCAACAAAUAAUUCAGUGUGUGUCAAACGGCAAUCCACUUUUUAUGACUCCAUUUCUAAAAUCAUUCUAUUUCUAUUUCUGUAUGAGACAACGAUAUUAAGGCAAUUUAAGACUGGGUCCUAACCCAACGUACGAUCUGCUACGCCUGGUCUACGGACAAAAAAUUUGGUAAAUUUUGGUAAAUUGUGCAACUUUUAGAGGGCGCAGACAGCACGCAGAACUUUUUCGACAUGCGGUCUACGAAAUCUAAA